Molecule: messenger RNA, 948 nt
Organism: Salmo salar (Atlantic salmon)
Lineage: Eukaryota; Metazoa; Chordata; Actinopteri; Salmoniformes; Salmonidae
Source: RefSeq, a predicted model, not a curated record
CCUCUCUCAUUAGGAAUCAGGGCAGAACCUUCAGUGGACCAGUAUGGGUUGAAGGGGGGUUCAAUAUGUCUGGCUGUUGCAGAACCUCCUGAGAUGAUCAAAGGACUUAAAUGGAUGAAGGACAGUGAUGUAAUAGUUGAUGACAAAGAGAUCUCUCCUAAAUACAAGCAGAAGGUGGAUUAUAACUCUGUGAACCAUUCUCUGUGUAUUAAGAAUCUGUUGAACACAGACAGUGGAAUUUACAUGGUAAACUACAGGAAAAGUUGGAAAGAAUCAACGACUACAUAUAGACUGUUAGUGGAGGAUCAUGUUCCCAAACCAGUCAUGGAUGUCACAUCUCUCUUCAACACAAGUGUGGGACUCUGUGACGUCACAGUGAACUGUUCAGGUAAAGAUGGCUGGAUGUUGUCUGUCUGUGGAUGGGGUCAGUGUACACUGUCACAACAGUCUCCGUCACUAACCGGUGGUAACAUGACCAUCUCCGUAUUGACUGGAAGGAUCCAAUGUACCAGCAGCAACCACAUCAGCACACAGACCAUCUCUCAACCCAUGGAGGACUGUAGGGGUGAUGUGGUAGCCUCAGUGUUACCAGUUGGCACCAUUGUGGGUAGUGUUACUGGUACUGGUAUAUUACUCCUAGUUACUGUGUUACUUGGUGUUGGAUACAUCAAACUUACCAGAAGACAGAAAAUCCCUAAAGAACAACAUUCACUAGAAGAGGUCAUUGUUCCAAGAGCUUAAAACUCAGUGAACACUUAACCAGGGAGAGAAGAACCACAGCACUCUCCUGUCCAGAACCACAGCACUCUCCUGUCCAGAACCACAGCACUCUCCUGUCCAGAACCACAGCACUCUCCUGUCCAGAACCACAUCACUCUACUGUCCAGAACCACAGCACUCUCCUGUCCAGAACCACAGCACUCUACUGACCAGAACCACAGCACUCUC